Messenger RNA from Diprion similis, 1649 nucleotides. RefSeq names its product cyclin-dependent kinase 8 (gene Cdk8). Gene Ontology annotation, molecular function: cyclin-dependent protein serine/threonine kinase activity; RNA polymerase II CTD heptapeptide repeat kinase activity; ATP binding. Gene Ontology annotation, biological process: protein phosphorylation. NCBI's taxonomy places the organism in Eukaryota, Metazoa, Arthropoda, Insecta, Hymenoptera, Diprionidae. The record is from RefSeq and is a predicted model, not a curated record. Gene Ontology annotation, cellular component: mediator complex; nucleus.
CUCGGCCUGCAACUUGGGUUGAAAGAUGUCAUAAUUUAGUUUGUAUGUGAUGACAUCAAAUAUGAUGGAUUAUGAAUUUAAAGUAAAAACCCAGAAAGAUCGUACUAAAGUUGAAGAUUUGUUCGAAUUUGAAGGCUGCAAGGUUGGACGGGGAACGUACGGUCACGUAUACAAGGCGAGGAGAAAAGAAGGAGUUCCUGACAGCGAGUUAAAAUCACGUCCUGAUACUAAAGAUUUUGGUCUGAAACAAAUCGAAGGGACUGGGCUUUCUAUGUCAGCAUGUCGUGAGAUAGCACUCCUUAGAGAAUUGAAACAUACAAAUGUCAUAACAUUGAUACGCGUCUUUCUGUCACACAAUGAUCGGAAGGUUUGGCUGCUUUUUGACUUUGCGGAGCAUGAUUUGUGGCAUAUCAUAAAAUUUCAUAGAGCAGCCAAAGCGAAUAAGAAACCUGUUAUGGUACCAAAGGGUAUGGUGAAGUCGCUUCUAUAUCAGAUAUUAGACGGAAUUCAUUAUUUACAUUCAAACUGGGUUCUACACAGAGAUUUAAAACCUGCCAAUAUACUGGUGAUGGGAGAAGGUGUGGAAAGAGGGCGAGUAAAGAUAGCUGACAUGGGAUUCGCACGUUUGUUCAACGCUCCCCUCAAGCCCUUAGCAGAUUUGGAUCCUGUGGUCGUUACGUUUUGGUACCGAGCUCCGGAGCUGCUGCUGGGCGCGAGGCAUUAUACAAAAGCAAUUGAUAUCUGGGCAAUUGGAUGUAUAUUUGCGGAAUUACUAACAUCGGAGCCUAUAUUUCACUGCAGACAAGAAGAUAUCAAGACAAGUAAUCCAUAUCAUCACGAUCAGCUCGAUAGAAUAUUCAAUGUAAUGGGAUUUCCAUUGGAAAAAGAUUGGGAAGAUAUAAAAAGAAUGCCAGAGCAUCCUACACUCCUCAAAGACUUCAAGCGAUCAAAUUAUGCGAAUUGUUCCUUAACUAAAUACAUGGAUCGCCAUAAGAUUAAACCGGACAGCAAGGCUUUCAAUUUGCUGCAGAAACUACUGAUGAUGGAUCCGAACAAAAGGAUAACGUCAGAACAUUCCAUGCAGGAUGCCUAUUUUCAGGAAGAACCUUUGCCGACGCAAGAUAUUUUCGCUGGUUGCCCCAUCCCGUAUCCAAAAAGAGAGUUUUUGACUGAUGAUGAUACCGAAGAAAAAAGUGAAAACAAAGCAAGACAAAAUCAGCAGCAAACAAAUCAGUGUGUCAACGCAACAAAGGGGGGUACGUGCCAAGUUUAUGGAAAUUCCGCGUGCAGCGUAAAGAAACAAUCAAACUCAUUGAGUUUAGGACUUGUUAAGACUGAAAAAUUAUCAGACAAGUUGUAUAACAUUUCAGAUUCUAAGGGACCUUACCAUUUUGGAGAAUCCAAAUGGAAUAUGAAAAGCAAUCUAUGGUUUGUCACCAUGCUGGGGCCAAACUCUUAUUUACAAGAAAAUGAGCUACACGGGAUUAUCAAUUUCAUUAGUAGCUGCAGUUCACUUGUGUUAAGUGCAACAAAUUCGACUAUGCGUACACUGAAUGUACCUGAAUCAAAUGAUAUGUGAUGCCGAAUUUUUAUCAAAGAUCUUACACAUGAAAAUUUUCAUUCCUGCGAAUCGUAGUAAAUAUUUCACU